ACCUGGAGAUGAGACCUGUCAUUUACUCCAGCCUUUAUAGUAAUGCUACAAAACGAAGAGGAAUGGAUAAAAACAUUGGCGAACAACUCAAUAAAGCAUAUGAAGCCUUCCGGCAGGCAUGCAUGGAUAGAGAUUCUGCAGUAAAAGAACUACAGCAAAAGACUGAGAACUAUGAGCAGAAGAUACGUGAGCAACAAGAACAGCUGUCACUUCAACAAACUAUUAUUGACAAGUUAAAAUCACAAUUACUUCUUGUGAAUUCCAGUCGAGAUAACAGUUAUUGCUAUGUUCCCCUGCUUGAAGACAGUGAAGCAAGGAAGAAUAAUUUCACUCUUGAUCAGCCACACGAUAAAGUGAUUUCAGGAAUGCCAAGAGAAAAGCAAUCAAAGGUAAGACGACAAGAAAUUUCUUCUCCUAGAAAAGAAACUUCACCAAGGAAUUUUGGCUUUCCUUUGCUCCAUGAAAGGGGUAAUAUAGAGAAGACCUUCUGGGAUCUAAAAGAAGAAUUUCAUAGAAUAUGCAUGUUAGCAAAAGUACAAAAAGACCAUUUAAGCAAGCUUAAUAUACCAGACAUUGCAACAGAAACACAGUGUUCCAUGCCUAUACAGUGUACAGAUAAAACAGAUAAACAAGAACCACUAUUUAAACCUCAGACUAAAGAUAAUACAAAUAGAGGUGCCCCAUGCAUCGCCUCUGUCACACCAAGAGGACUGGGCCGUGAUGAGGAAGACACCUCUUUUGAAUCACUUUCUAAAUUCAAUGUCAAGUUUCCACCUAUGGACAGUGACUCAACUUUCUUACAUAGCACUCCAGAGAGACCCGGCAUCUUUAUUCCCCCCACAUCUGAGGCAGUGUGCCAAGAUAAAUUUAAUAUGGAGCUCAGAGGCAACUUUGUUAAGACAGAAGAAACUUUGUUUGAAAUUCAAGGAAUUGACCCCAUAGCUUCAGCUAUACAAAACCUUAAAACAGCCGACAAAACAAAACCAUCAAAUCUUGUAAACACUUGUAUCAGGACAACUCUGGAUAGAGCGGCUUGUUUGCCACCUGGAGACCAUAAUGCGUUAUAUGUAAAUACAUUCCCACCUUUGGACCCUUCUGAGGCACCUUUUCCCUCACUUGAUUCCCCGGGAAAAGCUAUCAGAGGACCACAGCAGCCUAUUUGGAAGCCCUGUCCUAAUCAAGACAGUGACUCAGUGGCACUAAGUGGCAUGGACUCAGAACUGCAUAUAUCUCGAGUAUGUGAAUUCUGUCAAGCAGUUUUCCCACCAUCCAUUACAUCCAGGGGGGAUUUCCUCCGGCACCUUAAUUCACACUUUAAUGGGGAGACUUAAGACAAUUUGAAAACAUACAUAUCAAGUUCUAUAUGAUGAUUUGGGGUCUGUAAUACUAUAAAUACUUGAUUGUAAACUAAAUUCAGGAUCAUUUAUAGGAAAAUCUAGUUUCACAGCUAUUUGAGUUUUUUUCCAGACUUAUUUUGUAACUUUCAUGAUCUUUUAAAAGAUCAUUCUUUUAUUUUUGGGGGAAGUAAGCCAAAAAAAAAAAAAGGAAGAAAAGCAAAAGAUCAUUCUAUAUAAAACUGUAAUUCAUUGUAUUCAUGUUUGCAGUGUUAAUACCAUAAUUCAAAAUUAUAUAUUUGACUCACAUUAUAUAUUUGACUCACAUAGUUAUGUAAUCAUAAUUUAUGUUUGUUUCAAAUAUCUAAGUUUAUUGCUUGAAUUUCUAGUGAGAUCCGUUGAAUUUGGUAAUGUCAAAUGUUUAUAGGGGUUUUUCCCCAUGUGUUUUUAUUGAAAAUUUUAGGUUAUUUUUGCUAUAGGUGAUGUUCUCUUUGAACAUAUAGCAAAUAGCAGAUGUGUAAUGUCUUAGCAUUUGUUGCCCAGUGAUAAAAAUCACUGGUAGAAUUAUUUAAAUACAUCAGAUUGUUUUUUAAUAAUAUACAUGGCUUUAAUUUUUUCUAAGUGUAUAGCUACAUCAUGAAAUAAAUUAAAUAUUAAAAGAGUUA
Messenger RNA from Carlito syrichta (Philippine tarsier), 1999 nucleotides. RefSeq names its product TRAF family member associated NFKB activator (gene TANK). The record is from RefSeq and is a predicted model, not a curated record. Bases 9 to 1331 code for a protein of 440 amino acids. The transcript has 9 exons. Gene Ontology annotation, biological process: canonical NF-kappaB signal transduction. NCBI's taxonomy places the organism in Eukaryota, Metazoa, Chordata, Mammalia, Primates, Tarsiidae.